Molecule: messenger RNA, 1218 nt
Organism: Punctularia strigosozonata HHB-11173 SS5
Lineage: Eukaryota; Fungi; Basidiomycota; Agaricomycetes; Corticiales; Punctulariaceae
Product: Pkinase-domain-containing protein
Exons: 10
Biological process (GO): protein phosphorylation
Molecular function (GO): protein binding; ATP binding; protein kinase activity
Source: RefSeq, a predicted model, not a curated record
AUGCACGCUCACCUCUGGGGCUUCCUUCAGCCUUGUAACCCUGCCGUCGCCCGGAUUGACUUUUUCCGCGUGAAUCCGGUGUUCACCAUCGGCCGCACGGGCGAAAACAGCGUUAACCUCAGCGGCAUGAAGAUCUCUGCCCGCCACUGCGAGCUCAGGUGGGACGGCCAGGACAGCCGCAACUCGAUCGUCAUGAUACAGGACCUCUCGACCAACGGGACCUGGAUCAAUGGCGAGAAGAUCGGGCGCGGAAACCACCGCGUUCUGCGCGAAGGCAACGAAGUCGCGUUCGGAACGCCCAUGGCGUCCAGUCAACCCCAUCAGGACUUCCGCUACAUCUACCGUCACACCGCCAACGGCGGCUGCAUGGAUGGAAUCUGGGCGCAAUACGACAUGGGGUCCGAGCUCGGCCGCGGCUCGUUCGCGUCUGUCAUGAAGGCCCUCUCGCGCUCCACAGGCAAGUGGUACGCGGUCAAGGUCAUCCACACGAACAAGGUCCUCAACAGCCACACCCCCGGAUCGUUCAACAACGGUAACGCCGGGAGCGGCUCGCGUCUGCGCAAGCUCAAGCGCGAGAUCGAGAUCAUGGAAAAGCUCACGCACCCUAACAUCUGCCAGCUCAAGGAGACGUUCAUCGAGGAUGCUAGCAUCAACCUUGUCCUUGAGCUGGUCGACGGCGGUGAUCUCCUAGACUAUAUCGUCAAGUAUGAGGGCCUGACCGAGGACGUCUCGAGGUCCUUGACUGCGGAGAUUUGUGAAGCACUGGCUUAUGUUCACGCCAAAGGCAUUGCACAUCGCGACCUCAAACCAGAGAACAUCCUUCUCACUAAAGACGAUCCACCACACAUCAAGGUUGCCGACUUCGGCCUGGCCAAGGCGGUCGACAGCCUGACGAUGCUUCGGACCAUGUGUGGCACGCCAAGUUACCUCGCCCCCGAGGUAGUGCUGCAGGCGAACUACGAAGGCUACGACCACCUCGUGGACAGCUGGUCCGUCGGCGUCAUCGUCUUCUCCAUGUUGACCAACUCCAGCCCCUUCCUCGAGGACGAGCGGCUCGAGCUCCGGGACCGCAUCGCAUCGCGUACCGUCGACUGGGAGACGCUGAAGUACAUCGGCGUCACCUCAGCCUGCGAAGACUUCGUCCGCCGGCUCCUGAGACCCGACCCCGCAGAUCGCAUGUCGCUCACGGAAGCGCGCCACCACCGCUGGUUCCGCAAC